This is a messenger RNA of Elaeis guineensis (African oil palm), 2560 nucleotides long. RefSeq names its product transcription factor MTB1. Gene Ontology annotation, biological process: regulation of DNA-templated transcription. Gene Ontology annotation, molecular function: DNA-binding transcription factor activity; transcription cis-regulatory region binding; protein dimerization activity. NCBI's taxonomy places the organism in Eukaryota, Viridiplantae, Streptophyta, Magnoliopsida, Arecales, Arecaceae. Gene Ontology annotation, cellular component: nucleus. The record is from RefSeq and is a predicted model, not a curated record.
AUCGCGCACUCCGAGGCGCCAGGUGUUGACACGCGUACUUAAACCAAAAUCCUCGCCGACUCCCCCAUCCUCUCCCUAACUUUUCUUCCCCCGGCCUUCUCUUUCCCUCAUGUCCUACCUCAUGCCCUAGGGUUGGAAGAGAAUACACCCCCAGAUCCGUGGCCGCGAUUUCAUCUCCAAAACUAUUCUCUCCAAAUUAAUCAGAGAUUCCGAGAUUUUGAUGCGAAGAGGAAAGAGGAAUAGAAAUUUUACUAUCUCAUUUGAUGUGAUUUGGUUUGCUUUCUUUUCCAUUUUGUUCUUCUUUCUUCUCUUCUUCGGAGAAUGAGAUCUGAGAAACGGGGGAGGAGUUCUUGGGAGACCUUUGAAUUGUUCUGAGGCUUAUUCCGAGGGAAAUUCUUGGCUUAGAUUUACCCUGGAGUUGGGGAUUGCGGGGAUCGAUGAAGACGGAGAUGGGGACGGGAGUGGGAGUGGGAGUGGGUUUGUCCGUGUGGUCGGACGAGGACCGGGCCAUGGCGGUGGCGGUCCUCGGCCACCAGGCCGUGGACUAUCUCUUCUCCAGCCAUGUGUCCUCCGACGGCCUCCUCACGGCUAUCGGAGGCGACGCCGACCUCCAGAACAAGUUCCAGGACCUCGUCGACCGCCCCGGCUCGCCCUGGGCUUCCGCUAUCUUUUGGCAGAUCUCCCGAUCCAAAUCCGGCGACCUCGUCCUCGGCUGGGGCGAUGGCCACUGCCGCGAGCUCCGCGACGGCGAGGAGGACCUCCGCCGCUCCGCUGCCGCCCUCGACGAUGGCCGGCAGAAGAUGCGGAAGCGGGUGCUCCAGAAGCUCCACGUCCUCUCCGGCGGCGCCGACGACGAGAACUAUGCUCUCCGCCUCGACCGGGUCACCGACGUGGAGAUGUUCUUCCUCGCCUCUAUGUACUUCUCCUUCCCUCGGGGCACCGGCGGCCCCGGGAAGGCCCUCGCUUCCAGGGAGCACGUCUGGGUCUCUGAUCCCAGCCUCCGAUUGCCGACGUUGGCCGCCGAUUACUGCGUCCGCGCGUUCCUCGCUAGGUCCGCGGGGUUCCGGACCGUCGUGCUCGUGCCGUUCGACACCGGUGUUCUCGAACUGGGUUCGGUGAAAACCGUGCCGGAGAGCUUCGAGGCCUUGCAGAUGAUACGGGCCGUGUUCUCUGCCGGCGAGAAGAAAGACGAGAAUGGCUUGGUUUUCCGCCGGGUGUCGGCGUCGGAGGAGUUCCCGAGGAUUUUUGGGAAGGAUUUGAACAUCGGGAGACGAUCUCAGUUCAACGACAGGCUCUCGGUGGCAACCAAGGUAGAAGAAAGGCCUUUCGAGAUCCAACCAAACGGCGGAAAUCACCAUCGGAUGGUGCCGGUGCCGGUCUCCAGUGGCCCCGUUAAUGGGCUGAAUUGGACUCAGCAGCAGAAGUUUGCUAACGGCAUGGUGGUGAUUGGCGGUGGCGAAGUGGAUCCAUCGUCGAGGGCUUUUGUUCAUCAUAGCAAUGGGGUCAGGGACGACCCUAGAAUGAACCUGUUCUCGACUCCGAAGCAGCAGCAGCAGCAGCAGCAGCAGCAGCCGCCUCCUCCACAGCCGCGGCAAAUUGAUUUCAGCGGCGGUGCGACUUCUAGGGCUUCCGGAGCACUGGCUGCCCGAUUGGGCGCGAUGGAAUCGGAGCAUUCGGAUGCGGAGGCUUCUUGCAAAGAAGAACGGCCGGGGGCAAUGGACGAGCGUAGACCACGAAAGAGAGGCCGGAAGCCCGCGAAUGGGAGAGAAGAGCCCCUCAAUCAUGUCGAAGCUGAGCGCCAGAGAAGGGAGAAGCUCAACCAGAGGUUCUACGCUCUCAGAGCCGUUGUUCCGAACAUCUCUAAGAUGGACAAGGCCUCUCUUCUCGGCGAUGCCAUAGCCUACAUUACUGAACUCCAGAAGAAGCUUAAGGAAAUGGAGGCUGAGAGGGAGCGGUGGCCGGAAUCCACAUCGAGGCUGGGGCAGGCUCCAGAGAUCGAUGUCCAGGCUGUGCACGAUGAGGUGAUCGUCCGAGUGAGCUGCCCGAUGGACACCCAUCCUGUUUCCAAAGUAAUCCAAGUCUUCAAGGAGUCACAGAUCAACGUGGUGGAUUCCAAGGUCUCCGCGAGCAAUGAAACAGUCCUGCACACGUUCGUGGUAAAGUCGCCGGGAUCCGAGCAGCUGACGAGGGAUAAGCUGGUCGCGGCCAUAUCUCGUGAGAGAUGAGCUCGUCGUCGUAGCAAUCCAUGGUGAGAGCUAGGCGGAUUAGCUGUGCUUUUAGGGAAGUACCUCAUAGGUUGCCUGUUUUGCAGGCACCAUUAGUUGAAAUCUUUUCAUGUUUAUAGUAUAUAAUUUCAUGGGAUUCAUGCUCUAAUUCUGCAAGUAGCGUAAUUUAUCUGUAAGCCGCUUACCAUUUUCUCAGUCGAUUACCCUAAUGUGACCAAAUUCUAUCACCUAGCUAUUGUUUCCUUUUCAAUGUUAAUUCUUCUUGACUGCAUCUCUCUUCAGUUCCAGUGUACUGGACUCAGGCUUGCAUGGAAUACUAGAUUUUUUGGACCCAA